Molecule: messenger RNA, 6233 nt
Organism: Misgurnus anguillicaudatus (oriental weatherfish)
Lineage: Eukaryota; Metazoa; Chordata; Actinopteri; Cypriniformes; Cobitidae
Gene: ahr2
Product: aryl hydrocarbon receptor 2
Biological process (GO): regulation of transcription by RNA polymerase II; response to xenobiotic stimulus; xenobiotic metabolic process
Cellular component (GO): aryl hydrocarbon receptor complex; nucleus
Molecular function (GO): protein dimerization activity; transcription cis-regulatory region binding; nuclear receptor activity
Source: RefSeq, a predicted model, not a curated record
AAAAACAAAAAAGGAAGAAGGAAAAUUUGUUCAACUCACGCCAUUGCCAUCCUUUCGGAAACUUUUCGAGUUUGUUUUAAGCUGCUUUCAUACAGUAGUACUGUGGACAGGAGUUUCAUCAGACAAGAAGUAUUCGCCUCUUGUUUUCAUCCAUGUGAGAGGAUUUACCGGUCGGGCGCACGCUUUCGUCGACAUUUUAUAGGAAACGAAGGGGAAUUUACAUGCUAGUCGUAUUUUAAAGACUUCACACAGACACCAGACAACCAUGUCGACGGCUAUCGGCACAUAUGCGAACAAGAAACGGAAGAAGCCCGUUCAGAAAAUCCCCAAACCCCCACCACCCGAAGGAGUCAAAUCUAACCCAUCCAAACGGCACAGGGAUCGACUGAACAGCGAAUUGGACAAGCUCACUAACCUGCUGCCCUUCUCAGAGGACGUCCGUGCCCGGCUAGACAAGCUCUCAGUUUUGCGACUCAGUGUUGGAUACUUGAAGGUUAAGAGCUACUUCAAUGCCACAAUCAAGAAGACUGGAGGUGGAUGGCUUGGUGAUCGAUCAGGGACGUUCGGAGGAAACGGACAGACGGCCACCAGUCUGGAUGGAGUCAGUUUUUCAGAAGGGGAUCUGCUGUUGCAGGCUCUCAAUGGCUUUGUGUUGGCGGUCACAGCCGAAGGCUACGUGUUUUACUCCUCUCCGACUAUACAGGACUACUUGGGCUUUCAUCAGUCGGAUGUGGUCCACCAGAGUGUGUUCGAGCUCAUCCAUACAGACGAUCGCGCAAUGUUUCGAAGGCAACUGCACUUCGCUCUCAACCCGGACGACAGCGACAACGGAAUGCAGAGCAGCAGUGACAUCACCAGAGACAUGGUGACCUACAAUCCUCAACACAUCCCUCCAGAAAACUCUUCCUUCCUGGAAAGAAGCUUUUGCUGCCGAUUUCGUUGUCUUCUUGACAACUCAUCUGGCUUCCUGGCCCUAAACUUCCAGGGAAGGCUGAAAUAUCUCCACGGCCAAAACAAACUGGCAGAAGACGGGACCAUGGUCCACCCUCAGCUGGCUCUUUUUGUCGUAGCCACACCCCUUCAGCCACCCUCCAUCUUGGAAAUCAGAAGCAAGACUCUGCUUUUCCAAACCAAACACAAGCUGGACUUCACACCUUUGGGAAUCGACACAAGAGGAAAGGUGGUUCUUGGCUACACUGAAAUUGAGCUCUGCAUUCGAGGAUCUGGAUAUCAGUUCAUUCAUGCUGCCGACAUGAUGCACUGCGCAGACAACCACAUCAGAAUGAUAAAGACAGGAGAAAGUGGUUUAACAGUCUUUAGACUGCUCUCAAAAGGAGGUACUUGGGUCUGGGUGCAGGCGAAUGCCAGGCUUGUGUAUAAAGGAGGACGACCUGAUUUCAUCAUUGCUCGACAGAGAGCAUUGACUAAUGAGGAAGGUGAGGAACACCUUCGACAAAGGAAGUUGCAGCUACCUUUCAAUUGCGCCACCGGUGAGGGGGUACUGUACGAGACCGGCCCCACACUGGACAUCACAGAGAUUCAAAAUCAGAACAAAGGUCAGAAGAUGCACAACCCUCCAUCUGUGGACCCAGAUUCUCUACUUGGAUCUAUGCUAAAGCAGAACCCUAGUGUCUACAAUCAGAGCAACGAUCCCAAUUCCCAGUUCAACCUGGACAGGGCCUUUAGGGAUAGCCAUGCCUUGCUUAAUGUUCCUGGGAACACCUGCCAGCCAUCACCCCUGAACACGAUGGCUGGGAUAAAGGAAGAAAACAAUGUCAAGGAGAUGGUGGAAUCCUUACAGCAGAUCAUGGGGGACAGCACUCUAUGUAACAGCAUGCAAGACCUCGAUGUCGACAAUUCGGAGCUGAAGGAAUGGGAGGCAUUUUUGGUCAGGAUAAACCAAAAUAACACGAUGGAUCUUGAUGAUAUCAUCACCAACGACAUACUUUCCUACGUCGAGGAUGCUCUUUUCAAGGACAAUGGUAUUCAGCUGCCCGACCAGCUUAAGGGCCAGGAUCCUUUUAUUGAGGUUCCAGAGAUGGACUUACAGAAUACCUUAACUGCUAACCAGGGAUUCAACGGCCAGCCGGGAAUGCUCUCGGGAUCCCCCGGUCAAGCUGGGUUUAUGGGAAUGAACAUGCAAGAGGUUGUGGAUGCCGGUAGUCCUGGAAGAGGGUUGGCGAAGCUGACCCAUAUUGGGCCGCAGAUGCCAAUUGUACCUAACAAUACUUUCGUCCAGUCGUUUGGACUGGAUCAGACACCCCAAAAGACACCCGGCAACAAUCAAGUUAUGUUUAAUUCUUCUCUUGGCAUGCCGUGUAGCCAGCAGCAGACCCAAGUCAGGCUUGGUCUUCAGCCCCAGCAGACCCUGUAUGGUGCCGUGAAAGAGAAUGGAAUCACACAAUGUGGCCAGAGAAACAUGCUGACUGGAAACCAGACCCAUCCCAACACAAUGUCUUUGCCUCUUCAAAACUCUAUAUUGCAGGGCACCGCCACCCAGCCAAUGGCCUUCCACAAUCAAAACUCUCUUUCCCAGCAACAAUCGAUAAAUCCCAACCCUCAGUGGGUACCAUCCGUGUCCGACACCAACAGUAUCGUGGAUAGCCUGAUAGACAGUUGUACCCAUAAUGUUUCAGUUGCGCAAGAUGCAGGACUGCAAUCUGCCCCUACCGCACACUUACAAGGACAGUUUUCUCUUCAUACUCAAAAUGUCGCCAAUCCAGGACUGACCGCCUGGCAGGUGCCCAAGUCCACUCCACAGCAGCUCCCUAAAUCACUGUCCGGUGGACAUCAGAAUAUGACCGGACUCUACGGAGACCCACUCGGACAGUUAAUGUCACAGACAAACACACAAGGAUUUGGGUCUGGCUUCCUGCCCCAGAAAACCGUUAGUAACGGCUAUCCUCAGCAGGUGGACACGAUUAACAACGGCCCUCAUCCGAUCGCAAACAGCUGCAUGUUCGUAAAUACCCCUCAACCCAGGGUAAAUGGGAUGCAGUAUGGUUCCGCAGAUCUGUCGUCCUGUCAGAUGGCUAAAGGUCUCUUGACCCAGAGUCCAACUCAAGCAUCUUGCUACUACCAAAGAGGACCUAGCGAAUCAAUCGUGGGUUCAUCGGUCAUCCCGCAAGAGGACACCAAUAUCAGUCCCAUGGCCUGCCAAGUCCCGCUAGGAUUGACUCCGGAGAACAUCAUUGCUCAGCAGUAUCUCUCCUGCAAUGGCCAGACACAGAUCGCAAGCCGCCCACUGGAAGAGGAAGCAACGUUCCACUUUCCACCGCUGGUCAACGGAACUGCCUACUUUUCCGAGAACAACCAAAGCAAUUGCUGUGACUAUUAGACAGAGAUGUCACCGACACGUCAUGAGUCUGACAAGCAGCGCACCUUUCUAUAAAAAAGUAUGCAUGCUUGUUUGUCCCUCGAAAGAGAUGCCUCCGCUUCUGAUGAAACUCUUGGCUGACGACCUUCAAGACUUUAGAAAUCUGAGAGCACACUCAACAACCACACUUAGUUUUACACUCACUUUCACAAUCUUUGACAAAUACGCAGAAUUUGUUUUUUUUUUUCGUUUAAAGCAUCGUCCUAUAUAGAUUUCGCUUCGUUUGGUUGUUUUGUUUUGUAUGCAUCACCACUCUGGCAAGGUAAACGCUGAGAGAGAGAGAGAGAGAGAGAUGUGUGAGCAAGUGUGUAUGUGGCGAGAGAGCCGAGAGUUAAAUUAUGAAGUAUGCAGAAGUUAAGGUGGAACCUUUUAAUUGCGGCAUAGAUUCCAGAGAAAAUGAUUCGCUUCGAGCACAAGAUGCUAUUUAUUGGGGUAAGUUUCGUCUCAAAAAGGGAACGGCAAUCUCAUUGGUGAGGAUACACAGGCCCUUUAUAUUGCUACCUAUGCACUUAAGAGGUCCCACCUGUAGACCUUAAACCCUAGUGUUAGCAUUGUACAGUAGCUUAGUCCUAAUAAUCCAGCGAGUGUGUUUUCAUAAUAUGAAUACUCUACUAAUGGCCUGCGGGUCGUUCACAGAAAAAUUGCCCUACAGCUCCGCCUACUUGGACUUUGCGGACGACGGCGAUGGACUGUUUAGCGUCCGAAUUUCUUACGGACGAGUCCGUAAAAUUGUUGGAUGUGAGAAAUAAGUGACGCCAUCAUAUUGGAUAUCCCCGAAGAGGAGACGCGUCACGUUUUCAACAGAAACGAACUUUGUGGCUGCUUUUGGUUUUUUUAUAUUGCAGGAUAUUUUUUCUUCAAGGAGUAAAAAUGAAUACGUAAAGACUUUAAUUCCCUUGGACAUCGUGCGUCCUCUCUUGCCACCCUUUUAACCGUAUGUUUAUUGUGUAUUACAACAGUAACAGAAUGUUAUGAUUCAGCUUAUCAUUUUUUUUCUUUUAUUUUGUCUUUUGUAUUUUUUUAAUGCAUAUAAUCAAAAUUAUGAAAAUGCCAAUGAGCCAUUUUUGUUCACUUUUCUGGUUAUAGAUUAUAUACGCCCUCGCUUUUUGUUAACGCUUUUGCUUUAAUUCUUAUGAGAGAAUUCUAGGAAUUCUUGAAUCUUGUUACGUGCCAUGACAAUCACACCGGUCAGCUGAUCCCGCCUCCAAAGAGAUUUCGCAAAAAAAACUUGUUGAAGAAAAAUAAUUGUCAAAGAAAAAGGAUGGGUUUGAUUUUCCAAUUGUUACGACCAAAGUGAAACUACGUAUACACUUCGUAUACGAGGCAUAAAGUUUGUAAUCCCCAUGUGCCUUAUUUUAGGAGAAUUUUAAAUAGUAAUUUAAUACGAUUUUAUAGCAUUAUGACACAUUUCUCAUAGCUUUGGAAAAAUGACUGUUGGUUGUUUCGUAAAAAAUGAAUCGCCUUCUUUUUGAAAGGCUCCGAUUUUGUACGUUUAAUUUUUUUUAUCAAUCCCGCUUAAUUUACUCGUAGAAACUUGUUGUGUUUUAGACUGUUGUUGAUCUUAGAGAUUGCACUUUCUCUUCUCGGCUAGGACAGAACAUGUGUGGUGUGAUAUAUAUAAGCCCAAAGCUUUUGUCCUUUCAUCGUCUAAAAUAGGAACACCGUGUGCCUUAAUUUCUUUCCCCCCUCAAGGAUAUUUCAUUUAUUCCCUCCAUUUUCUCUGUCUUUAAAUAAAACGAUUGUGGCUUGCGGAAGGAGGAACGGAUUUGAAAUGGCAGCUAUAAUUGAAUCUGAGAAGCAAUGUAUUUAACAACUGGUUGUUGUUGUUGUUAGCAUGGACGGAAUCGCUAAUGCUAGUUGACGCUAGUAUGCUACGUGUUGUACAUAGCCUCACAGUUUAAGUUACAGGACACUUACAUUCACACUUAUUUUGUGUUUUUUUUAUUUUGAGAUUAGCAACUUUUGUUUUCCUUUUGGUUUUUGUUCGUUCUGAACGCUAAAGGAGAUAAGAUGUAUGAUAAGAUGUAAAUACGCGCGUUCUCUAUUUGAUUGCCGGAUGUCUGGCAGCUUAGAGUGGAGGUUAGUAUGAAUACGCGAUUGAUGAUUGAUCUGUUUAGUAGUUUGUACUGUCGAUUUAAGAUCACGCACAAAUAAACGCAACGGAUUGGUUUGCGCAAAUGUGAUUUUCGCGUACCGUAUCGCACCGCGUGCGAUGCAAUGAACCCCGCCCACAGUAUAAUCUCGUAACUGCAUAUUAAACGAUCAUUACCAUUUGCAUUGGCUUUAUAUCUGGUAAUGCAGUUUCAUAUUCGCAUUCGUUUUAUAUUGAAAUAAAGAUGCUUAGGCUUAGAUUCGCACCAUUUUGCUUUCAUUUCCCGUUCCCUCAAAGUGCCAUUGAUUAAAACAGAUUUAUAUUUCAUAGACCUCACUAACAGCUUUGAACGCCCCCGUGUGCCAAUAAUCGGUAGCCUUUUGGACACCCAGCUCUUCACCACUAAACUAUACAAGAGAAACAAAAGCACUUAUUCUCGCAUAACGUGUUUGUGAGGUCGCUUCAUAUGCAGUAUCCUUGUUUAUUUGUUGUAUUUUUGUUCGUUUCUGUGCUUGUUUUUUUCACCCAGCAUUGUAAAUGCUUUCACGUGUAUUGUAUAUCUUAUUUUGUACAUUGUUUCGCACAACUUUAAAGUCUAUAUACGUUAACGGAUGUCCCGCAAAUACAGCCAUAAACAUACAUCUAUAUUAUGCAAUAUAGCUUUUGUUUGUUUGUUUUGUAUUUGUAUUAUCAAAUUGAUUCAUUUUUGUUGUUUCUCUUAAUACUCAUAUCUUUAUAACAUUAAAAGGUGGCUAUUCACUCAAA